Messenger RNA from Brassica napus (rape), 2793 nucleotides. RefSeq lists its product as uncharacterized. Lineage: Eukaryota; Viridiplantae; Streptophyta; Magnoliopsida; Brassicales; Brassicaceae. Gene Ontology annotation, molecular function: RNA-DNA hybrid ribonuclease activity; nucleic acid binding. The record is from RefSeq and is a predicted model, not a curated record. The transcript is spliced from 2 exons. The coding region runs from base 1 to 2793 and encodes 930 amino acids.
AUGGUUAAUGCUGAAGGAACCCCUGUAUUUACAGAAAAAGAAAUUACAGAGACAAUUGUAUCUUAUUUCUCUGAUCUCUUCACCUCAGUCCCAGGGGAUAGAGUGCCAAUCGUCUCAAAAGCCUUAACCCCAAGAGUCACUGAAGCAGAGAACCAGGCACUUAUCUAUACACCAGCCGCACUAGAAAUUCACUUGGCUUUACUUGCUAUUCAUCCGGACAAAGCUCCUGGACCGGAUGGAUUGAUUCCGAAGAGUACUGGAGCGUCCGUAGUUUCAGAUUAUAGACCAAUUGCGCUAUGCAACGUCUACUACACAAUAAUCUCAAAACUGCUAGCAAACAGACUCAGGCAGGUUCUACCGGACCUGAUCUCGGAAAAUCAAUCUGCCUUUGUGCAAGAUAGAGCUAUUGUCGAUAACAUACUGAUAUCUCACGAAGUACUACACUUCCUGAAAACCUCAGAUGCCUCGGUACGUUGUUCAAUGGCCGUAAAGACUGACAUGAGAAAAGCCUACGACCGCCUUGAAUGGGAUUUUAUAGAAGCUGUUUUCCUUCAACUUGGGUUCCACGCAAACUGGACAAACCUGAUCAUGCAAUGUAUCAAGACAGUCUCCUACUCUUUUCUGAUAAAUGGUUCAGCGCAAGGCAGAGUGAAACCAAACCGAGGAAUCAGACAAGGAUAUCCCCUAUCUCCCUAUAUCUUCAUCAUCUGUAGCGAGGUAUUGUCUGGUCUUUGUAAAAUUGCCCAAGAGGACAAGACGCUGCAAGGGAUAAAAGUUGCUACUAAUAGCCCUAGGAUAAACCAUUUGCUCUUCGCUGAUGACACACUCUUCUUCUGCAAGACAAACCCCCGAAGUGUGUCUACCCUGCUUAGCAUCCUGUCUCUAUACAAACAAGCUUCUGGACAGCGCAUCAACCCGCUGAAAUCUGGCGUCACUUUCUCAAACAAAAUGCCCCAAGAACUGAAGGAUAAAGUAAAAUCAGAUUUGGGCAUUGAGAAAGAGGGAGGAGUGGGGAAGUAUUUAGGAGUACCAGAGCACUUUGGAAGGAAAAAGAGAGACCUAUUCACCCCUAUUGUAGAUAGAAUCAGACACAAGGCGUCUAGCUGGUCCACUAAACAGCUCUCUAUGGCCGGGAAGAUGGUUCUACUCAAAGCUGUACUCUCUGCAAUACCCAACCAUUCAAUGCAAUGUUUUAAACUACGACAGCCCUUAUGCAAAAGAAUCCAAUCAGCUUUAACCCGAUUCUGGUGGGACUCAAAGGAGGGUAAGCGUGGAAUGUCCUUAGUGGCUUGGGAUACUUUGAUCAAAUCGAAAAGAGACGGUGGAUUGGAUUUCAGAGACAUCCAAAGUUUAAAUGAUGCCCUCUUGGCAAAGAUCAGUUGGCGCAUCCUCUCGUCACCAUCCUCCCUUCUAGCACGCGUCCUGGCUGGCAAAUAUUUCCACAACCAAGAGUUUCUCUAUGUUAAAGCUCCAUCUGCAUGCUCCCACGACUGGAGGGGCAUCCUUAUUGGACGUGACCUGAUAAAUGAACAACUAGGAUGGGCCAUUGGAAAUGGGGAAAGUGUGUCUGUUUGGAACGAUCAGUGGCUCUAUGCUGGUAGAAAAGGUAACCCAAUGGGACCUGCCCCUGAAAGCUCUAAGGACUUAAAAGUUGCGGAUCUCUUCAGAGAACAGACACGAGUAUGGGAUGCCCAAAAGAUCGAGGACUUGUUUCCUCUCCUUCAAGGUACAAUCAUGUCGAUCAAACCCAGUAAGUGCGGAGGCAGUGACAAGAGAAUUUGGUUAAACCAAAGCUCGGGACAGUACACUGCUAAAUCAGGCUAUUUUGUUGCCCUUCAAAAGAACUACCCUAUGCUGGCUGAACCUCAGGUUCACCACCAAGACUGGAUACAAGAUCUUUGGAAAAUCCCUAUGACGCCUAAAAUAAUGCUUCUAAUCUGGAAGAUCAAGCAUGGCGCAUUACCAGUGGGAGAAGUUCUAAGGGCAAGACAGAUUAUCCCUAACUCAAAGUGCAUCAGGUGCGAUUGCUCCGAAACUAUCAUCCACCUAUUUUUCCAUUGCGAAUUUGCUCGUAAAGUUUGGGAAUUAAUACCUGUUUCGGGAGGCUUUAACUGUGAUCAAGUGGUGACCUUUGAUGCGGCCUGGAAGUCAGCCCUUCAGGCUACUGUUCUCCCCCCAAUAGGGCUAGCUGAUACUUCUCUUGCCCCAUGGAUAAUUUCCUCAAUAUGGACGGCGAGGAACUUCCUGAUUUUCCAAAAACGGCAAUUCUCAGCUCAAGAAACUAUGGUAAAGGCAAUUUGCGAUGCAAAGGAGUGGAAAUCAGCACAAUCAACCCUCUCCCCUCCAACUCGCAAUACGAUCUACCCGCCCAUUAGACACAAUUCUGAAUUUACCUGCAGAUCAGACGCGGCGUGGAAGAAAGAGCUCAAUAGUGGAGGCGUGGCGUGGAGUUUCUACAACUCCUCUGGUGAGAGAAUCAACUCUCAUAGCGAACCUGUUGCGUUUGUCAUCUCGUCUCUUGUGGCGGAGGGACUAGCAAUACGCUCGGCGAUGGAGCAUGCAAUUGCUCUGCAGCUUGGAUCAGUGAUCUUCGAAUCAGACUCUCUACAGUUGGUGGCAGCUAUUGUGGGCGAUUCAAGCUUCUCGGAGAUUCAUGGAAUCCUCUCUGAUAUUCGCCUUCUAUCUACCUCUUUUGUUUCAAUUUCGUUUCGUUUUAUCCAUCGAGAAAACCUUAAUUUUGAAGACUCUAUGGCUAAACAAGCUCUCAGUCGUUUUGUAGUGAACCCGGUUUAA